Messenger RNA from Cololabis saira (Pacific saury), 4409 nucleotides. It is a transcript of the gene dgkb, whose product is annotated as diacylglycerol kinase, beta. Gene Ontology annotation, molecular function: ATP-dependent diacylglycerol kinase activity; calcium ion binding. The record is from RefSeq and is a predicted model, not a curated record. Gene Ontology annotation, cellular component: plasma membrane. Gene Ontology annotation, biological process: diacylglycerol metabolic process; lipid phosphorylation; intracellular signal transduction. NCBI's taxonomy places the organism in Eukaryota, Metazoa, Chordata, Actinopteri, Beloniformes, Belonidae.
CCAGAGGGACCAAAGGGAGGGACAGAGGGAUGUGACGUGAGAGAGCGGGAGUAUGGAAACUGAUUACUGCAGGCAGAACAACGCUAGAUAAUUCUGCUCUCCCUCGCCCCCCCCCCCCCCUCCAUCUCUCUGUCGCUCCCUCUGUCUCACCACUCCACAUCCCCAGCGAUGCUGCUCUGACCAGACACUGCCGGAGAAAAACAAACACGCCACACACUCGUGCUGUCAUGCAGCAGAAAGUGCUGCUCUUUGCCGCUGCACACACAGACACACGCUGUAAUUACAAACACCCCCCUGCCACCGCCGCCGCCGCCGCCGCCGCCGCCUUGCAGCGGAGAGGAGAUCCAGAGGAGGAUACAGCAGGAAUGUGAGUGAGUGAGGAGCUUCAUCUGAAAACAUCUUUGUGGAGGACUCCUCCCUGGUUGCUGGUGUGGUAAUCUCCAGCUCUGCAGCAGUGUGCCAGCAACCGUCCCAGCCGACACAACGAGACACGAGGAUCCGCGCUGACAGCCUGAGACGCUUCGCUGAGUGUGUGUCGCCGUCCGGGGAAUGCUCACUGGACUCAGAAACGUGACCUGAACGCGAUGACUAACCAGGACAAAUGGGUCACGCUGACCCCAGCUGAAUUUGCCUUGCUCCAGGAGUACACUCAGUACUCGACCAAGAAGCUGAAGGAUGUGCUGCAGGAGUUCCACGGAGAAGGUGUGCUGGCCAAGUACAACCCAGAGGAGAAGCAGGAAAUUCUCAACCAGGAAAUCGACUUUGAGGGCUUCAAGGUCUUCAUGCAAACGUUUCUGGAGAGCGAGCUCCCCGAGGAAUUCUGUCAACACCUCUUCAUGUCGUUUAGCAACAAGAGACCCAAACCGAGCCCUUCGUCCUCCGACAAGCCUCGAGUCUCUGGGCUGAAGCUGAUCAAAGGCAGCUCCACCCCCCUGAAGACGCCCCCCCAGCCCAGACCUCUGGACACGGUGCAGCUCAAGGACAUCGUGUGUUACCUGUCCCUGCUGGAGGGCGGGCGUCAGGACAAGCUGGAGUUUAUGUUCCGCCUCUACGACACCGAUGGAAACGGGUCUUUGGACAGCUCGGAGCUGGAGCACAUUAUCUCCCAGAUGAUGCACGUAGCAGAGUACCUGGAAUGGGACGUGACUGAACUCAAACCGAUUCUCCAGGAAAUGAUGCAGGAAAUCGACUACGAUCGUGACGGCACUGUGUCCCUGGGGGAGUGGAUCCAGGGAGGCCUGACGACCAUCCCGCUGCUGGUCCUGCUGGGCCUGGAGACGAAUGUGAAAGAUGACGGGCAGCACGUGUGGAGACUGAAGCACUUCAACAAACCGGCCUACUGUAACCUGUGUCUCAACAUGCUGAUUGGACUGGGGAAGCAGGGACUCUGCUGCUCAUUCUGCAAGUACACCGUGCACGAGCGCUGUGUGGCUCGUGCGCCGCAUUCUUGCAUCAAAACCUACAUGAAGUCCAAGAAAAACACGGAGGUGAUGCAUCAUUUCUGGGUGGAAGGGAACUGCCCCACCAAGUGUGACAAGUGUCAUAAAACCAUUAAGUGUUACCAGGGCCUGACUGGGCUCCACUGUGUUUGGUGUCAAAUCACGCUCCAUAACAAGUGUGCCUCCCAUGUAAAGCCGGAGUGUGAUUGUGGACCCCUGAAGGAUCACAUCCUGCCCCCCAACUCAAUCUGCCCCGUCGUCCUGGAAAGGCAGUCGACGGUGAGGAAGGACUCUCGGUCCAGCCAGUCCAGCCGAGGGAAGAUGCAGAGGGCCAACUCGGUCACGGUGGACGGCCAAGGACUGCAGAUCACAACAAUAGAGGGCACUCAUCCUCUGCUGGUGUUUGUCAAUCCAAAGAGCGGGGGGAAGCAGGGGGAGAGGAUUUACAGAAAGUUCCAGUAUCUCCUGAACCCGAGACAAGUCUACAACCUGGCCAAGAACGGCCCCAUGCCUGGGUUAAACUUCUUCAGAGAUGUUCCUGAUUUCAGAGUGUUGGCCUGCGGAGGAGACGGCACCGUGGGCUGGAUCCUGGACUUCAUUGAUAAAGCCAACCUGGAAAGGAACCCUCCUGUGUGUAUACUUCCACUUGGCACGGGCAACGACCUGGCAAGAUGUCUACGAUGGGGGGGAGGCUACGAGGGCGAGAGCCUCCUGAAGAUCCUGCGAGACAUCGAAAACAGUACGGAAGUGAUGCUGGAUCGCUGGAAGAUUGAUGUCACACCAACAGACAAGGAUGAGCGAGGGGACCCGGUGCCUUACAGUAUCGUCAACAACUACUUCUCCAUCGGAGUGGAUGCUUCAAUUGCGCAUCGUUUCCAUGUAAUGAGAGAGAAGCACCCUGAGAAGUUCAACAGCAGAACAAAGAAUAAGCUGUGGUACUUUGAGUUCGGUACUUCGGAGACCUUCUCGGCCACGUGCAAGAAGCUCCACGACUUUCUGGAAGUUGAGUGCGAUGGCGUUACUCUGGACCUCAGCACCAUCUCCUUGGAGGGGAUUGCCAUUCUCAACAUUCCCAGCAUGCACGGCGGCUCCAACCUGUGGGGAGAGAGCAAGAAGAGGAGGGGCUACCGCAAGGCGGGGAAGAAGAGUCAGGACAGAAGGACGCCGAUGGUCGACCCCAAAGAACUAAUGUUUGCAGUUCAAGAUCUGUCCGACCAGCUUCUGGAGGUGGUGGGGCUGGAAGGAGCCAUGGAGAUGGGUCAGAUCUACACGGGCCUGAAGAGUGCCGGGAGACGCCUGGCGCAGUGCUCCUCCGUCACCAUCAGAACAAGUAAAUCCCUCCCGAUGCAGAUCGAUGGUGAGCCUUGGAUGCAAACUCCCUGCACAAUUGAGAUCGUCCACAAGAACCAGGCUCCCAUGCUGAUGGGUCCCCAGCAGGGCCGGAGCUUCUUCUCCUCCGUCAUCAGACGAACGCGCGCCGAGAGCAAAGACUGAGCCGCCGGAGGAGCCGGCGUUGUCUUGAGCCCCCGCGGAGCAGCCGAGGCCCGUCUGACACCACUCUGCCGCUGAAGAACGGGUCUCUGGCGCCUGUUUGAUUCCCCAGCGAUCGGUAGUGAACUGUGGGUUCAGUGUUCUUCUCCUGCAGCGUGGAGAUGCCACUGACACGUUCUCGUUGGAUCCAGAAUGACUUUAGGAUGUUUAAGACUGACGCUUUAUCUACAGCGCGUAACGUUAUUUGUGAGGUGCAAAAUACUGACGCUAUUUCCUGAAGUCCACUUCUAUUCUUCUUCUAUUUUUGUUAGUGUUUAUAUUCUUGCUGUUGUGCUCUGUGCCAUGUGGGGGGAACAAUCCACAAAUGAAUGUGCUAUUAUAUAUUUAUUUUAUUUAUUUCUCUUUGGCUGCUGUUUGUUUCUGAAUGUUACUUUUCCUGUAAGUGCGUGACCCUGAUGCAUGACGGGCAGUGGAAGAGGCUGCUGCAGAUGGAGACGACAUAUCCCGAGUCUGCAGCUGAUUUUUUUUUAUUUCUUUUUCUUUGUAAGAGGUAAAGUGUUUAUUCUCUGUACUUUUUCUACAUUUCACUCAUGAUGGGCCUCAAAGACAGAAACAAGUGCUUUAUCGUCCUGCGAGUCAUCCUUGUCGUGUUUUGAUUGGAUGUAAAAAAAAAAAAAAGAAAAGAAAAGCAUGGUAAUUUUAUGUUGCACGAGAGAUUUUUCCGGACAGUUUUACCAAGUCUGUGCACAAUUGCUGUUGCAUGAGUGACCAAAAACUGUUUUAACGCGUAUAGAAAAUUGAAUAUUUUUAAAUCUACACUUUCAGAAACCACUCGUCUUCAACCAUAUCAUCCUUUAUCAGUGAGAUGGCUGCGAUUUAUUUGAUACUGCUCUCUUUUUGUUUUGAUUUGUUUUUAAAACCGCUCUCAGGAAGCCUAAUUUUCAAUUUUAAACAGUGAAACGCAGCAGAAAAGGCUCUUGUGUCCAGUCAGACUGUAUACGGGUACUGCAACCAUUAUACUGUAGAUAUAAACAUGAGGAGCAGCUUCAUGACCGGAGUGUUUACACGCAGCUGCUCAUGCAAGCAAACAUUAAGCAGCUCAAGUCUAAACAUAAAAUGACUGUUGGGAUACAGUAUAUAUACAGAUAUAUACAGACAUAUGUUGUGUUUGUAUAUAUAUAGAGAAAUCAUCUCAUCCUGUAGGGGCAGAGGUUUUUUACAGUCACUCACAUGUGCACAUGCAACCUAUGAACAAGCUCCUGAAAAGUAUCUUCUAUUACCAAAUAAGCUCGUUAGGAAACUGCCAUUAUUCUACACAGUAUUGGUGGUGAUUCAUCACAUUCUCACUCAUUAACAAAAACCAGUCUGGGGUAGGAAUGGGCGAUAUUUUACCGUUCACGAUAAACCGUCAAAAAAAUUCCCUACGGUAAGAAUUUGUAUCUCGCGUUAAAAAUGAUAAAUUCCCGUUGAUGACGUUUU